Molecule: messenger RNA, 2562 nt
Organism: Rhopilema esculentum
Lineage: Eukaryota; Metazoa; Cnidaria; Scyphozoa; Rhizostomeae; Rhizostomatidae
Source: RefSeq, a predicted model, not a curated record
GGAAUUACACGAGAACGAGGACAUACAAAGCUUCUUCCUCCUUGAUUACUUCCUAUUCGUACUUUUUGGAAGUUUUGAAAGCCGCUCGUGCGUCAAAUUCUGCUUUAUAGAAGCAUAUCGAAUGACGUUAAGAAGUUCCACUAGUUCAUCAAAUUCGGUUUAGAACACUGUGGCAAUAAGAACGUAAGAGGACUUCAAAAUGAGCCUUCCUCGUUGGUUUGCUGAGGUAAUGCCAAAUCUGUUCAUAUUAGCAUUGUUACUUAAUUUGCCACUUUGGUCUGCUGUAUGUGAGGAAUGCAACAAAGAUGAAAACAAAUACAGCAAAGAGUCAAAUGAGCCGAUAGAGCUAUCAGAAGAAGAAAUGUUCAGGAGAGGACAUUUGAAGCCAUUAGGUUCCCAUAAGCCACCUGAUUAUUAUGCAGAUGAGCUGAAAUAUAUGAUAUCACCAGAGGAUUUCUACAUGAAUUAUGUUGUGGCACACAAGCCUGUUGUUUUAAAAGGUGUUACAAAAAACUGGCCUGCAUAUCAACUCUGGACUGACGAAUAUUUGCGCCAAAAUUAUGGAAACCGUACAAUGUUAAUGGAAACAAAAGAUGAUGACAAAGAGAAUAUUCCUCCUGGCAAGAAGUUCUCAGAUUUUCUAGAUCUUUACCAAACAGCAAAGACAAAUUUAUAUAUGGUUGAUGAAGUGUUACCAGAAAUGAGGAAGGACGUCAUCUUGCCCCUAUGCUUGAGAUGUGAAGAAAUUGACCGCUUCUUUUUUGUUUCAUAUUUUUGGCUAAGCGGAGGAAACACUAUGUCAUCUGCUCAUAUAGAUACUGAUGAGAACCUCCUUUGUGUAAUUAAAGGCCAUAAAAAGGUCAUAAUGGUUUCACCAGUGUAUUCAAAAAACUUCUAUGCAGAUGAGUCAAAAGUUAAGGGUGUAUCAAAUAUAAAUACGAGUGCAGUUGACUUGGAGAAGUACCCAGAAAUUAUGAAGAUAAAAUAUUGGGUUGGCAAUGCAGAGGAGGGUGAUUGCGUUUAUAUUCCUCAAAUGUGGUGGCAUCAAGUCUAUUCUAGAAAAGAGAGGCAAAUGGCUGUGGCCCUUUGGUGGAAAUCAAAACCUUUUUGGAAGAGCGUUCAAAGACAGGAGAAGAAAGCCAAAUCUAGAAAAUUCACCGAUAAAGAAGUGGAAUCAAAGAAGCCAUACUCAUUUGCAGAUGCAUUGAAAGAGUAUGAGGAAUGGGUAAUAGAUGUAGCCCCAAAGGUUCCUCGAAUUAAAUGCAAGGAACAGCAGGUUUUGAUGAGCAGUUAUAACUGGGAGACUGAUAAAAUUGAAGACGCUCCUCCCACACUCGGAGAUGGCGGAGAUGUAGAAGAGGAUGUGUUUGAGAAAGAGACAGUCGAUACCAAGUCAGUGAGUGACACUGUAAAUGCACGUAGAGAGUCAGGAGAGGUAUCCUGCUUCUUUGAUAAAAAUAACAGAAAGAGUCCAUGUCACUAUGAUUUGUGUGACGACGAAGAUGACCUUAGAUGCGUGAAGUAUGUCCUAGAAUACUGUGCUAGGUAUGAAGACAGGGGGUGUGUAGUUCAGAAACCGCAGCUUCUUAACAAGAAAUUGCAGUCAGAAAUGAUAAAGAUGGCCACAACCAAGCCAGUAUUCAAAUCUUGAAUAGAAAGUCCGUUCACAAAUAUCUGUGUUAUUACGCUACAACACUUAAUGAUUCCAUUAUUUGGGCUCACCUAAGUUCUAACUAUUGUUUUUGUGCACACGAAGUGUUUUUGCUCGUAGUCUGACCAAUGUGUUCUUUCAGAUUUUUAAUACCAGAUUUAUGACAUUAUACAUGUACUCACCAAGAUUCUCAAUGAGCUUUUUCAACCCUACCCUUCCAACCCUACCCUUCUCUACAGCGCAAAGCUUGAAAAACAAUUGCACACGUUUUGUUCAGCAGACGAUGAAAUCUCAAUCUGCUUUCAUCGACCUCCUAUAUUCAAAAGCUUUGGCCUACAUGAAAUAUAAAAGGACCAAAAAGUUGCUGCCUUGUGUUAUGAAUUUAGUUUUGAAAAAAAAUUUAAUUGUCUUAAUGUCUUAAUUGUCUUAAUGUGUCAUAGUUCACACUGUUGAGUUCUAGAUCUCGUGAACAUGUUUCUAAAUUUGUUAAUUGUGAAGCAUGGUUUUUGAACACUGUCGAGAACCAGGUUUUCUUUUAUUUUGCACGCAUGUCCCCAUUUGCGUGUCUUUACUGCAUUAUAUUACCAGAUCGUGACAUAAAAGUAGAAAUUGUAAAAUUAAUAGUUCUACCAGACAGUUUACAGAAAAAACGCCGCUUAUUUCCUUAUUUUUCUCAUAAUUUUUCAAAAUUGUUUAAAGUCCACCAUGACAAAUGCAUUUUCAAUUAACCUCGUUCAAUAAUGAUAUGCUGAAGAAAAUUUUGUAUGCUGAAUCUUAGUUAUUUAUGCAUUGUGGGUUAUAGAUCCGUUAUUUCCUAGAAUGAUAUCUUAUCAUUUCUUUUGAAAUUCAAGGUAGUUUUCUGGUAAUUCUAUAUUUGCAAAGUUGAUAUUAAUGCACACGCUGUUGUUUUA